Ceutorhynchus assimilis (cabbage seed weevil) is the source of this 7169-nucleotide messenger RNA. Lineage: Eukaryota; Metazoa; Arthropoda; Insecta; Coleoptera; Curculionidae. The record is from the annotation of a GenBank genome assembly.
AAUAAUAAUUAUAUAAACAUUAAAAUGUACUUACACCAUUAUUAUCAAUUCAAUUAAAACCUAAGCACACAACAAACACUAAAUUAAAUAAUACAUUCUCCUCAUUUAAUCCCAGUGAGAUUCUGUAAACUCUAGACAGAACUAGAACGGACUCGAUUUUUUUUUUUCGUUUUUGGCAAAGAAAGCUUGUAGAUAAAUGAGGCAAAUGGUUAUCACAAGAACUACUGACCUGCCAAUACAGAUAAAAUACAAUAAAAUAAAUAUUUGCCAAUGAAGAAGGAAACACUGUAGCAGACAAAUCGAUGAAUGUAGUUCUGAACUACAUUAAAAAAACCACAAAAUUAGGACUCAGCGUUGAUAUGAAACGUAUUGUCGGUAACAAGACGGAUUCUCAGAAUAUUCUGGACGCAUUGUGUGCAGCUUAUCAAGAAAUGUUGGACGACAACAAUCCUCCCCAUUUGGUAUUCGACACUACUCGAGGUGGAUUGGCUUCGGAAACUGUUAAAUCGUUUACAGCUGCUCUAGGAUUAGCAACAGUGACUGCAUCUUACGGUCAACAAGGCGACUUGCGUCAAUGGCGCAAUUUACAACCAAAUGAAGAAGAAUACCUUGUCCAAGUAUCCCCACCGGGCGAUAUCAUACCUGAAAUGGUACGCACAUUGGUUCUGAAUCAAAAUAUUACCAACGCCGCUAUUUUGUUUGAUGAUUCUUUUGUAAUGGAUCAUAAAUACAAAGCCCUUUUACAAAAUGUAGCCACUAGACAUUUGAUUGAUGAAAUUAAUGUUGAUCCUAUUAAAAUCCCUGACCAACUUGAAGAUUUAGUUAAGUUGGACUUGAAGAAUUUUUUUGUUUUGGGUAGCUUAGAAAUAAUUAAAAUAGUUUUGGAAGCCGCUGAAAAGAAGAAUCUUUUCAAUAGAAUGUAUGCCUGGCAUGUAUUAACCAAAGAUCCUGGUGAUUUAAAAGCCUCAGUUAAAAAUGCCACUAUUUUAUUUGCAAAACCAAUAAUUAAUACCCAGUAUCAAGACAGGCUGCGUAAUAUUGGUACAACCUUUCAACUAUCCAGCGUUACACCUGAAAUCGAAGCUGCUUUUUAUUUCGAUUUGGCUUUAAAGUCAUUUUUAGCUGUGAAGGAAAUGAUAGUCGAUGGUUCUUGGAAGAGAAACAACGUCACAAAUUUUGUAACUUGUGACGAUUACGAACCUAAAUACAGCCCUAAAAGAUUUAACUUGAAUUUGAGAUCCUAUUUACAAAAAGAAUCAUCUGAGCCUCCUAGCUAUGGCCAAUUCAACAUAGCAUCCAAUGGUCUGAGUUUCAUGGAAUUCCCCAUGGCCCUUGCAGCAGUUUACAUUAGGUCUAGUGCAUCAGAUAAAUCUAUUCAGCUUGGUGUAUGGCAAGCAGGAUUUGAUAAUAAUCUUACCUUAAACAGUCCCAAGGAUAUGAGUAAUUAUACGGCAGAUGUGGUUUAUAAAAUUGUAACUGUUGUGCAAAAGCCUUUUAUAUACAGAGACGAAAAGGCACCAAAAGGUUUCAAAGGUUACUGUAUCGAUUUAAUUGAUCAAAUAGCUAACAUCUUGCAUUUUGAUUACGAAAUUGAAGCUGUUGCUGAUGGGAUGUUUGGUAAUAUGGAUGAAAAAGGGAAUUGGAAUGGAAUUAUUAAGGAUCUGGUGGACAAAAAGGCUGAUAUAGGUUUAGGAUCGCUAUCAGUAAUGGCGGAACGUGAAAAUGUAAUAGAUUUUACUGUGCCUUAUUACGAUUUAGUAGGCAUAACGAUUUUGAUGAAAUUGCCAGAAACUCCUACGUCUUUGUUCAAGUUUUUGACUGUUUUAGAAAACGAAGUGUGGCUUUGUAUUUUGGCUGCUUACUUUUUCACCAGUUUUCUAAUGUGGGUAUUUGAUCGUUGGUCGCCCUACAGCUACCAGAAUAACAGGGAAAAGUACAAGGACGACGAAGAAAAACGCGAAUUCAAUUUGAAAGAGUGUUUGUGGUUUUGUAUGACGUCAUUGACGCCUCAAGGUGGCGGAGAAGCACCCAAAAAUCUUUCAGGUCGAUUGGUAGCAGCAACAUGGUGGCUAUUCGGUUUCAUAAUCAUAGCUUCAUACACAGCCAACUUAGCAGCUUUUCUGACAGUGUCCAGAUUGGACACACCAAUCGAAUCGCUGGACGACCUUUCCAAACAAUACAAAAUUCAAUACGCUCCAGUUAACGGCAGUUCCACAAUGACGUACUUUCAAAGGAUGGCCGAUAUAGAAGCGCGAUUUUACGAAAUUUGGAAAGAUAUGAGCUUAAAUGACAGCCUUAGUGAUGUUGAGAGAGCCAAACUGGCCGUGUGGGAUUAUCCUGUUUCGGACAAGUACACGAAAAUGUGGCAAGCCAUGAAGGAAGCUGGACUUCCAGAUAGUCAGGAUGAUGCUAUUAAGAAAGUCAGAGAAUCGAAAUCAUCAUCAGAAGGUUUUGCAUAUUUGGGUGACGCAACCGACAUAAAAUACUUAGAAAUGACUAAUUGUGACUUUACAAUAGUCGGAGAUGAGUUUUCACGAAAACCUUAUGCAAUUGCUGUACAGCAAGGCUCUCCUUUAAAAGACCAGUUUAACACAGCAAUCCUCCAACUUUUAAAUCGACGUGAACUAGAAAGACUAAAAGAACGUUGGUGGAACAAAAAUACAGAAAAGAAACAAUGUGAAAAGGCAGAUGAUCAAUCAGACGGAAUCAGUAUUCAAAAUAUUGGAGGAGUUUUCAUAGUUAUUUUUGUCGGAAUUGGCCUGGCCUGUAUUACUUUGGCCUUUGAAUACUGGUGGUACAAGUACAGGAAAAAUACGAAAAUUACCAACAUUGCUGAGGCGCCUCAUCGAGUUGGUUUUCCCAAGAAUUUCGGUCAGAAAUUCAAGGGUAACGAAGGCGAAUUGCCUUUGAAAGUUACCAAGCUUUAUCCUAAAUCAAAGUUUUAAAUAAUCAUGUAUUCUAGAAAUUUCAAUUAAUUAUGGAACAAAACUUAGUAGGUGAUAAAAGCACACAGGGCUGCAGCUAGAAUGUUAGAAACUGUGAUGUUAGCCGCCUUUGUUCCCAGAUUGUAGGGACGUCACAAGGGUAUCGGCGCUUGACAAUAUAAUAGGCUAUCCUCUUUGUUUAAAAUCCUUGGUUUAUGUCAAUCGUUCGUCGGAUGUCAUUGGCUGUCUUUCUCUGUCUCUCUGUUACAACUUUCAACUUUCUUCUCUCUCGUGUAACGAAAUUUGCUAGAACGUGACGCGUCUUUCAGAUCACUCUUUAUUCUCUCCAAAUAUCAGACGCCGCCUAAGAAGUUUUACUUCAAAAAAUUGAAUUUUAAUUUCAAAAUCUUCAAACUUCGAUUGCUCGGUAACCGUUGGGCAAAUUGCAUUGAAAUUUCCAGCAUUUGUAACUCUUAUCAAGUUCUAAAUGGCCUGUUAUUCACAAUAUUCCCAGAUUCAUAUUUUUCGAGCAAAUUGAGCUUGAAAUUUUUGACAAAAUUUUGACUAGAAGUCAACUUUGAGGCUCAAUUGCGCAAAAACCAUUUGAGCUAUCAAACUCAAUUUUGCACAGAUUUAUAGAAAAUUUGAUGCUCUUUCCAAUGGUGUAUAAUUUAUUUCCAUUUCCUUGAAAUGUACCAAAGAUAUGGGCAAUUAUUCACGACCAUGACUCAGAUUUCCAGAAAAAAAAUUAAAAAUUAGACCAUUGACUCUAAAGUAGAAUUAUCACUGAGUGUGCUUAUCAGAUUCUGAAAAUCAUAGCUCCCUUAUCCUGGAUUAUUUUUCCAUAAAAUUUCGGUAUGUUGAAGCUGAAAGCUACCUUAAUAAAUAAAAAAAUAAUUGGUUCCUCCAGGUUUUUCAUAUUUCAAGAAAAAAAAUCAAAAAUUAGACCAUUGACUCUAAGGCAGAAAUAUCACUCAGUAUAUUCAUGAAAUUAUAAAAUUCAUAGCUUCGUUAUCCUGGGCUAUUUUUCCAUAAAAUUCCAGUAUGUUGAAGCUGAAAGCUUCAUUAAUUAAAAAAAAAAAUUUGGUUCCUCCAGGUUUCACAGAUUUCUAGAAAAAAAAUCAAAAAUUGGACCAUUGACUCUAAUGCAGAAUUAUCACUGAGUGUGUUUAUCGGAUUGUAAAAAUCAUAGCUCCGUUAUCCCGAGCUAUUUUUCCAUGAAAUUUCAGUAUGUUGAAGCUGAAAGCUUCCUUAAUUAACAAAAAAAUAUUUGGUUCCUCCAAGUUUCACAGAUUUUUAGAAAAAAAAUAAAAAAUUGGACCAUUGACUCUAAUGCAGAAUUAUCACUGAGUAUGUUUAUCGGAUUGUAAAAAUCAUAGCUCCGUUAUCCCGACCUAUUUUUCCAUGAAAUUUCAGUAUGUUGAAGCUGAAAGCUUCAUCAAUAAAUAAAAAAAUAUUUGGUUCUUGUAGGUUUCCUAGAUUUCUAGAAAAAAAAUCAAAAAUUGGACCAUUGACUCUAAUGCAGAAUUAUCACUGAAUGUGUUUAUCGGAUUGUAAAAAUCAUAGCUCCGUUAUCCAGAGCUAUUUUUUCAUGAAAUUUCAGUACGUUGAAGCUGAAAGCUUCCUUAAUUAACAAAAAAAUAUUUGGUUCCUCCAAGUUUUACAGAUUUUUAGAAAAAAAAUCAAAAAUUAAACCAUUGACUCCAAGGCAAAAAUAUCACUCAGUGUAUUUAUCGGAUUGUAAAAAUCAUAGCUAAGUUAUUCUGAGCUAUUUUUCCAUAAAAUUCCAGUACGUUAAAGCUGCAAGCUUCCUCAAUAAAUAAAAAAAUAUCUGGUUUCUCCAGGUUUCUCAGAUUUCAAGAAAAAAAAUCAAAAAUUAGACCAUUGGCUCUAAGGCAGAAAUAUCACUCAGUGUGUUUAUCAAAUUAUGAAAUUCAGAGUUUCCUUAUCUUGGGCUAUUUUUCCAUAAAAUUUCAGUAUGCUGAAGCUGAAAGCUUCCUCCAUAAACAAAAAAAUAUUUGGUUCCUCUAGGUUUCCUAGAUUUAAAGAAAGAAAAUCAAAAAUCAGACCAUCGAUUCCAAGGCAGAAAUAUCACUCAUUGACUUUAUCGGAUUGUAAAAAUCAUAGCUCCGUUAUCCUGAGCUAUUUUUCCACAAAAUUUCAGCACGUUGAGGCUGAAAGCCACCUUAAUAAACAAAAAAAUAUUUGGUUCCUCCAGGUUUCCCAGAUUUCCAGAAAAAAAAUUAAAAAUCAGACCAUUGACUCUAAGGCAAAAAUAUCACUCAGUGUAUUAAUCAGAUUGUAAAAAUCAUAGCUCUGUUAUCCUGAGCUGUUUUUUCAUAAAAUUUCAGUAUUUUAAAGGUGAAAGCUUUUUUUAUUGAUAAAAAAAUAUUUGAUUUCUCCAGGUUUCCUAGAUUUUCUGAAAAAAAAUCAAAAAUUAGACCAUUGACUCCAAGGCAGAAAUAUCACUCAGUGUGUUUAUCGGAUUGUAAAAAUCAUAGCUUCGUUAUCCUGGAUUAUUUUUCCAUAAAAUUUCAGUAUGUUAAGGCUGGAAGCUUCCUCAAUAGAUAAAAAAAAUAUUUGGUUUCUCCAGGUUUACCAGACUUCCAGAAAAAAAAUCAAAAAUUAGACCAUUGAUUCCAAGGCAGAAAUUUCACUCAGUGUGUUUAUCGGAUUGUAAAAAUCAUAGCUCCGUUAUCCUGAGCUAUUUUCGCAUGAAAUUUCAGUAUGUUGAAGCUGGAAGCUUUUUUAAUAGACAUAAAAUAUUUGGUUCCUCCAGGUUUCCCAGAUUUUCAUUAAAAAAAAUUAUAAAUCAGACCAUUGACUACAAGGCAGAAAUAUCACUCAGUGUGUUUAUCGGAUUAUAAAAAUCAUAGCUCCGUUAUCCUGAGCUAUUUUACCAUAAAAUUUCAGUAUGUUGAAGCUGGAAGCUUUCUUAAUAAACAAAAAAAUAUUUGGUUCCUACAGGUUUCCCAGAUUUCCAUAAAAAAAAUCAUAAAUCAGACCAUUGACUCCAAGGCAGAAAUAUCACUCAGUGUGUUUAUCGGAUUAUAAAAAUCAUAGCUCCGUUAUCCUGAGCUAUUUUUCCAUAAAAGUUCAGUAUGUUGAAGCUGGAAGCUUUUUUGAUAAACAAAAAAAUAUUUGAUUCCUCCAGGUUUUCCAGAUUUCCAGAAAAAAAAUCAAAAAUUAGACCAUUGACUGUAAGGCAGAAAUGUCACUCAGUGUGUUUAUCGGAUUGUAAAAAUCAUGGCUCUGUUAUACUGGAUUAUUUCUCCAUAAAAUUUCAGUAUAUUGAAGCUGGAAACUUCCUUAAUAAAUAAAAAAAAUAUUUGGUUCCUUCAACUUUCUCAGAUUUCCAGAAAAAAAUGGCAUUAAAAUUUUCAGCAUUUGUAGCUCUUAUUACGCUCUAAAUGGCCUGUAAUUUACAAUAUUCCCAGAUAGAAAGUGAUUUGAAAGACUUGCACGUUUUGAAAAUGCUAUUAUUGACAAGCCCCGAUACCCUUGUGACGUCACUACAGAUGCGCGACACUCUUGUCGCAUGUGUGUUCUGAACACGCCGCACAUCUGGUAUAGCGGCGGCCCUGAAAGCACCAAAAUACAUAUAGCUAUUUUUCAAUAAACUAAUACGCGUGAAUUAAAAACCCAAUAAAUUACAUUAAACAAUAAUUUAUUUUUUUUCUUCGGCAUUUCAAACAUUUAAUGGUAAAGUGCAAUCAUGGCAUAUAAUUAAUAAUAUAAAAACCUAUAUACAAUACAAAUAAAAUUUACAAAAGAAUUGGCAAAAAAAAAGCAAAUUGUUUAUAGCGUAGUAGCUUGUAAUUCCUUUGUAGUUUUGCUUCUCAAAACAGCUAAUUCCAAGCUCAGAUUUUCCAGUUCCCCUUCAAACCUUUGACUGCGUUUGUACAUUUCCAUAUAGUUGAUUUGUAGCUGACGCUGAUAUCUCAAAACCUUUUCUUUUUCUUGAGCCCAUAUUAACUUCUCCUUUUCAAACUCUCUAGAUUUCAUUGUUAGCUGUCUUCUCAACCGGCCCACUUCGUUUUCGUUUUCGUGAAAAUCUAUGUAAUCUUCGUUUAGUUUUUGUAUUUCUAGGUCUUCUAAAGAGUCGCAAUUUUCUUGGUUUUCGAUGUGCUCUAUUUCGUAGAUUUGUGGCUUUUGACGGCCCGGUUGUACGUUACUGUAGUCGCUUAUGGAGAAAUCGGAAAGUUCUUCGCGUAGCUCUUUUAUUUCGGCUUUGAGUCUCUCGUU